GCUUUUCCUGAGUGUGGAAAGAGGAAGAGCACGGAGAAAAUAUCAGUGUCUCAGUGAAAAUCUUUAUUGAAUCCAGAUUUUUGUGAUGGAGGUCCCCGUACCCGAUCGCGAUUGGAGGAGCCCUCAGUUCCGGCAGAAAGUCGUCGCUCAGAUGUGAGAUUUUUGAGUUUGUUUGAGGUGUUUUAGCUGAAUUUUUGUUUCUGUCCCUUAGAAAACCACACCAACCACAGAGAAGAGAGCUGAACCAGGAUCAUAAAAACAAGGAUUUAAGUCGGAACUGGAAAAAUGUGAACAAAAACCCCUUCAAUUACAGGGAAGAUUAUUUAAUUCUGUGGACUAGAGACAUUUCUAAUCAGCACUGUAUUGAAGCAACAAUCAUGGUAGUCAAUAUUAAUUAAUUUAGUGUCUAAUCCUGAAGAAAUACUGUUUCCUGUUACUGUAAGAAAAGUAUUGUUAACAGCAACAGAUUGAUUAUCAUUUAAGUAAUGCAGGUUAGGAUUGAGUAAAGCAGGGUGAUUUCUAUUUUUCCUUACAGAGAGGAGGCCAUGAAGAAGGCAGGACCCUCUAAUACCAAAUCAAGCAGUGACAUGGAGAACCAUGUUUAUGUCAAAGCUAAAACCAGAGUGAGUACAGGACCACAGGAGGGUGUGUUUUAAAAGCAGAAACCUCUGCUCUAAUGAAAGACUGUUAUUAAAGGUUUGUACCCAAUAAAAACAUUGAUUAUGACUCUUUUCCAGGAGGAGUAUUUAUCUCUGGUGGCGAGGCUGAUCAUACACUUCAGAGACAUCCGUGAGUGUUAAAAUGAUAACCCAUCACACUCUCUGAGCUGAUACACUACAUGAAAGUCAAACAGCUGCUGGUUAACUCGUGUUUUUUUAGACGAUAAUGGGAAGUCAGGGUGCUGCAGGUGUCACGUGAAGUGAGUUAAAGAAAGUUAGCGUGUUUUGAAAAGCAAGAUUACACAUGUGCAGGCAUGCAGACAGUUGUAAUAGUUGAAGCCUGUCAAUAAAGUUUAAGUUCAAGCCAAUGAAUGUCCGCCGUCUAUUACACUGGCAAAAUAGCAACUCAUUAAGCAUAUAAAAACGCCACAGCUUUUACUUAUACUGCUGUACCUUUGUGUCUUUACAGAUAAAAAGACUCUUGGCGGUCCAGGUCAGUGGAUUUUGUUUCUGUCUGUUCUGUCUCUCUCCGUUUGGUUUUUCUUUGCUGUGUUCUGUCUUCUGCUGACCUGUCUCUACCAGUCUCAUGGUGUUCAUGAUUUCUGCCGUGCAUGGAGCUGCAUAAUAUUGUCUAUUGUCUACCCUUCUGCUAGUUCCCAUGAAUGCCCUGACUAACCUGACAGGGGUUGGAGGGGGCCCGGGCGCCAUUGGCAUGGGGCCUCGCCCCACUGGUGCUCCAGUGGGUGGCAUGGGGGCCAUGGGGCAGAUGUAGUUAGGCCAGCAUGCCAUGGCAGGGGUGACUGGAAACCCACAAGCCAGUGAAUGUGUUUCCUCCGUGUGGUGUGUGUUUUCAGUUACAGGUCAUCCUCAGAGCGUCCUUGGAUGCUGGCUGCUUCUAAACUGCAUAUUUUGGUGUCAGAGCCAGUCUUACUUUCAGUCUCCGCUUUGGCACGUUGUGUGUUUGACGCUCCAGAGCUUUCCUCUGACUUAGCCAGAUGCCGGGUUUCUCCUUCAUCUUCCUCUCGCUCACUCUUUAGUAGAGGGUCCAGGCCAGCUGCAGAUACAGCAGAUGGUGCAGGCGCAGCAACAGUCCAUGCAGUUCCAACAGUUCCAGCAGGCCCAGAACCAGCAGCAGCAGAACCAGGUAUCUGAACUCUGUUAACUCAAAGUGCAGGAACAUGGAUCUAUCACACUGUGGGAAGAUCACCAUAUACCUCAGCUUAGCUCUGAUACUGAGGUGGUAACUGCUGAAACCCGGGGUGUUGGCUACAAACCUGUUUGUACUCUGUUGAUGGGACUGCUGUCUCUUCAGGUGAGUUUCAACUAAGUGUGAUCAGAAUCAGCUUUAUCGGUCUGUAUGUCACACAUACAAGAAAUAUAACUCCAGUAAGCUCUGACCUCUACAUACAAACAUUGAACCUGAAAUAUUGUAAAAAUUACAAUCAUACUGGAUUGUAUCUCUCCAAACCUGAUUUUAUCUUAUAAUUAAAUUCAUGUACAUUAAUGCAUCCUAUUCUAUUUUUUUGCACAUUUUUUCCAUACCAUGAAAUCUUGGGUGUUAUAAGCUGUCAGGGUUUUUAAAUUGGUACUCAAUUUACACAAAGACACCAGCCCAGCAGAAAAGUUGAUGUAGAGGGAGAGGGAGAUCAUAAAAGAUGGAAUUUUCCCCAUACCCACAUCAUAUUUGAUACUUAAAUCAGCUUCUGUGCAGCCAAAAGGAGUCAUAGUUGUUAAGAAGGUGUGUUUUGAAUUUGUCUGUUUUUGCACCUGUACAUUUGCGGAUACUUCUUGUGUUUGCAGAUGCACCAGACAACAAUUCAGCAGCAGCAGAUGGUGCAGCUGCAGCAGCACCAAGCUCAAGCUCAAGCCCAGGCUCAAGCUGCAGCACAGGCACAGCUCAAUGCAACUGCUGCAGCCGGAGCUGCUGUCCCUGUCUAUGCUACUAAUUGUAUUCAGUUUCUACCCGAUAGCGACUGGAGGAGCCCUCAGUUCCGGCAGAAAGUCGUCGCUCAGAUGUGAGAUUUUUGAGUUUGUUUGAGGUGUUUUAGCUGAAUUUUUGUUUCUGUCCCUGCGUGAGUCUCUGAGCUAACAAGCUAACACCAACCACAGAGCAGAGAGCUGAACCAGGAUCAUAAAAACAAGGAUUUAAGUCGGAAUUGGAAAAAUGUGAACAAAAACCCCUUCAAUUACAGGGAAGAUUAUUUAAUUCUGUAGACUAGAGACAUUUCUAAUCAGCACUGUAUUGAAGCAACAAUCAUGGUAGUCAAUAUUAAUUAAUUUAGUGUCUAAUCCUGAAGAAAUACUGUUUCCCGUUACUGUAAGAAAAGUAUUGUUAACAGCAACAGACUGAUUAUCAUUUAAGUAAUGCGGGUUAGGAUUGAGUAAAGCAGGGUGAUUUCUAUGUUUCCUUACAGAGAGGAGGCCAAGAGGAAGGCAGGACCCUCUAAUACCAAAUCAAGCAGUGACAUGGAGAACCAUGUUUAUGUCAAAGCUAAAACCAGAGUGAGUACAGGACCACAGGAGGGUGUGUUUUAAAAGCAGAAACCUCUGCUCUAAUGAAAGACUGUUAUUAAAGGUUUGUACCCAAUAAAAACAUUGAUUAUGACUCUUUUCCAGGAGGAGUAUUUAUCUCUGGUGGCGAGGCUGAUCAUACACUUCAGAGACAUCCGUGAGUGUUAAAAUGAUAACCCAUCACACUCUCUGAGCUGAUACACUACAUGAAAGUCAAACAGCUGCUGGUUAACUCAUAUUUUUUUAGACGAUAAUGGGAAGUCAGGGUGCUGCAGGUGUCACGUGAAGUGAGUUAAAGAAAGUUAGCGUGUUUUGAAAAGCAAGAUUACACAUGUGUGCAGGCAUGCAGACAGUUGUAAUUGUUGAAGCCUGUCAAUAAAGUUUAAGUUCAAGCCAAUGAAUGUCCGCCGUCUAUUACACUGGCAAAAUAGCAACUCAUUAAGCAUAUAAAAAUGCCACAGCUAUACUUAUACUGUCGUACCUUUGUGUCUUUACAGAUAAAAAGACUCUGGGCGGUCCAGGUCAGUGGAUUUUGUUUCUGUCUGUUCUGUUCUCUCUCUGUUUGGUUUUUCUUUGCUGUGUUCUGUCGUCUUCUGACCUGUCUCUAUCAGUCUCAUGGUGUUUAUGCUUUCUGCUCUGCAUAGAGUUGUAAAAUGUUGUCUAUUGUCUACACUUCCACCAGAUCCCAUGAAUGCCCUGUGUGACCCCUGAGCUGCAGAGCUUUGGUCAGAAAGCACAAGAGACAUCGAUGGAGUCUAUGAUGUUUACUGAAGAACUGUGCAGCAAUGUGUUCCUGUACAAUGCAGUUCUGAAAAUAUAUCACAAGAAAUAAAGGACUGAAUUAUCACUGUGUACUCACUGUACUGCUUUAAAUGUGCAAUUAAAUACAGUAGGCUUAGCAACCAACUUCACAGUAAAUAAAACACUAUUAUCACUGUAAUCACUCAGUAUUCAUGAAUGUAGCUUUAAAAGGGAUAUUCCGGCAUAAAAAUAAUUUACGGUCAAACACACUUUAACACUGAGUUAGACACCCCCCCCCUCGAGAGAUGAAUGUUGCUGACCGCUUGCUUCUCUAGUUAUACCAACUUUAGUAACAACCGCAGGAUAGCAAUACAGAGAGACACACUCUCAACCAAAACGCCACUCUAUAGCCACAAAUAAUGCUCAGAACAGCACCUAACUUCAUCAACAGUACAUACAGGGUCCCAACCAUAGUACUAGCCAUCAAACAUGUUUUUAACUUUGCCUGUUUGCCUAAUUUCUUUAGCAAAGAGACUAAACACAACUCACCCACUCUCUUCCAGCAGCUGCUUGUUUGUAGAUCUCAGGCCAGUCCAUUAAGGACUACAGCGAGGGACGCAGCUCAAGGAAGAACAUUACUAAUCAUUUCCUUAUCAUUUCCUUGAAGUAAUAAUCAUCAAAAUAAUCAUUUUACACUGCAACAGUAGUUCUUCUGCCUUAGCGUCUCGGUCUGAUUGCAUUUCUAUGAGGAAAUUAUCAUAAAUGUUCUUCCUUGAGCUGCGUCACCCCGUAGCAGUCUGUAAUGGACUAGCCCGAGGUCUACAAACAAGCGGCUGCUGGAAGAGAGUGGGAAAGCUAAAAAGAUGUUUGGUGGCUAGUACCAUGGCUGGGACCCUACUGUUGAUGAAGUUAGGUGCUGUUCUGAGCAUUAUUUGUGGUUAUAGCGUGGCGUUUUGGUCAAGCGUGUGGCUCUCUGUAUCUGUAUAUCGUGAGGUCAUUACUAAAGUUGGUAAUACUAGAGAAGCAAGCGGUCGGCAACAUUCAUCUCUCAAGGGGGUGUCUAACUCAGUGUUACGGUGUGUUUGACCCUAAAUUAAUUUUACACUGGAAUAUCCCUUUAAAGGCAUGGUUGACGAUCUGAGAAGCAGUUUAAGUAAACUGAGCCGUUGAGGCAGAUUUGAGAAAAGCGUCCCACUCCUCACACACAAACCUCUCCCCUCUGUGCGCCACGAUACCUCCCCCUCCUUACCUGUAUCGCCCUCCCCAUGACACACCACCUCUGGCAGAGCAAGAAACUGGCCGGCAGAAGAUCCUACGCUAGAUUCAAACAGAAUUCACCAUGUCGGACUGCCAGUGACUAGCUGCAGUAAACGCUAGCUCUGCUCGUGAGCACCGCCUGCAGCUGCCUGGACAGCAACCAUGUUGACAUUUCAGAGAGUUAUUUAUGUAACAUAUGCCACGAUAAAAGGCAAAAAUUACCUGUUCAACAAAAAUUCUGCUGUCUUGGUGUCUGUUUUCAGGCCCAAAUCCUGGCGCAGCUUUCUCCACCACUUAAAGGAUGAUCCGAUGUUUAUUCCAGUUAGAUUCCUCACUUGGUCACAUUUCCUCUUCGACUCUGCCGUUUCUUCUGUCAGCUUGCGUUUUCGUGACACUUUUGGCGGUGGGGCAAGCAGAAGUGUUUUUUUUCAGUCCCUCUCAUCACAGCUCCUGUAGCUAAGCCGCUAUGCUGCUUUUAGCCGCCAAGAGCUCCGAGGAGGGCCGGGUGAGAGUCUGAACUACGGAAGAGGGGUGUGUCGAAUACAGCGAGGUGAUUGGAUGGAGAGGCGGAGCAGCAGAUUGACCAAUAGGAACCGUCAGGGAAGGAUGGCUCCCAUUGGUCAAUGUUUUUGCAGCGCCAACGGACAUACGAAUUCAUUUAAUCUCAGUUAGCUUUUAGAUGCUAACUCGCGAUCAUGCUAACGGGUGAAAACGGACUUUUAAUGAUUGUCAAUAUACACUAGGAGCGACGCAACACUAUCAGAAAGGUAAGUCACAUGUACACAUUCAUUUCGCAUCACUAUGAACGUAACUUACAUCGUCAGUGACUGCCAUACCACUGUGAACAACAGGUCAAGCGCAGACCGUAUAGCAGGAAGUGAAACUGCAUAAAUUGUCUUCAAAAUAAAACGCUCACUUCAAAAUAAAAUCAGUGGCAGGAAGAGUGCACUGUGGAACAGAGGGGCAGACUAUAGACUGUAUAUAUUAUGGACAAGUUGGUUCGGCGUUCCGCCAGUGUACGGAUUUGAAGCCGAAAAGGUCUCGGUAAUUUAACAAUGCAACAAUACCGGUAAAACAAGUCGGAAAACAACGCUUACUGUUGUAAUGUUUAGCUGUUGUAGCAAUAGCAGUCUGACAUCAAUGUAGCUAUCAACAGCUAUAGCCACGUUAACUAGCUCGUCAUAACGCACAAUUUUAAAAUGCUGACAGUUCAAAACAUAGCUAAUAUUUACGUGGUGUAGCGUAAGUUUAAUUAUGAAAAUAUUAAAAUCAUACCCCUGGCGGAGUGGGAUAUAUGACCUAUACUGCAGUCCGUCACCAGAGGGUGCUGUUCUCAGUGUGGCUUAACCCAGCGAGAAGGCAGACGGCGUCCAUUCUAUAUACAGUCUUUGGGGCAGACAUUAUCUUACUGUACAGACCUCUGCAAAAAGUAACCGUGGUCAAGCUAGCAGACAUUCGCUUUACCAUGGUCAAACCAACGGACACUAAAAUUAGCGUACCUGCGUGUUCUAUCCUUUGCGGUAAAUGCAAUUACAUGACCCAAAACGAGUGAGCAGGCAACAAUUGGACUUCUGGUUUUCAAAAUAAGAUGCUAAAAACAGUGAAUGAAGAAUUUCGGAUAUCUAAAUGUUUGAUAUCUAACGGUAAUUUCUGGCAAUGCUUAAUGUUCAUGUGUAUAAGACAUCUCUGAUUACUGUCAGACUGGGAAUUAUUCAUUUUUACUGUACAAUUUUUGAGAAAUUUCACAUUGAAAGUCCUAGAUUUAUACUUUGAAACAACACAUUUCUUACUUUUGUGACACUGUAAGAGCAAGUUGCUCCGUAGUUUCUAUAAAUGCUUGAUGUAUCUGAGUAGGAGACAUCUCUGACUGCUUACACACUGAAAAGUAUUCAUCUUUACUGUAUCAUUAAGGAGAAAUGUCACUUUAAAGUCCUAAAUUUGUACUUAGAAAUAGUUACAUUUCUCAUUGUUGAUACUGAAAAAGCAAAUUGCUCCAAAAUUUCUGGAAAUGCUUGAUGUACUUGAGUAGAAGACAUCUCUGACUACUCACACACCGAAAAUUAUUCAUUUUUACUGUAUCAUUAUGGAGAAAUUUCACAUUAAAAGUCCUACAUUUGUAAAGGAGAGAAUGACAAUAGCUGUACAAAGAGCUAUCUGGUUUGGAAAUGUCUUUAUUUUCGCUAAAAGCCACCUUUCGACCUGAAGAGAAUUUCGAAAGCUUUGGAAACGCAGUUAUAAAGUUUCUUUAUCCAUCUGCUCUGUAUGUGAAAAUAUAAAAUAACGCAAUAACUCAGCCCAUGGAGGGCAGCAUUUCGCUCCUCGCGUACAGCCUGCCGGAAAUUUAUUACAAGUCGAAGAAGAAGAAGAAGAGGCCAUUUUCCAUAGAGCGGAAAGAGGAAGAGCACGGGAAAAAACAUUAGUGUCUCAGUGAAAAUCCUUUAUUAAAACAGAUUUUUGUGAUGGAGGUCCCCGGACCCGAUAGCGACUGGAGGAGCCCUCAGUUUCGGCAGAAAGUCGUCGCUCAGAUGUGAGAUUUUUGAGUUUGUUUGUGGUGGUUUUAGCUGAAUUUUUGUUUCUGUCCCUGCGUGAGUUACUGAGCUAACAAGCUAACACCGACAACAGAGCGGAGAGCCAAACCAUAAUCAUAAAAACAAGGAUUUAAGUCGGAAUUUGAAAAAUGUGAACAAAAACCCCUUCAAUUACAGGGAAUAUUGUUUAUUUUUAUAAACUAGAGACGACAUUUCUAAUCGGCGCUGUAUUGAAGCAACAAUCGUGGUCGUUAAUAUUCAUUCAUCCAGUGUCUCAUCCUGAGGAAAUAUUAUUUUAAGACCCAUUACUGUCUAGACCAAACUCGUGAGUUUAAUAUUUACUAAGUCCCAACACCAAUAAAGGAUCAGAGCCACUCUUUUUCAGGCUCAAUCUACCACGAUAGAUACACUUUACAGCAUUUAUUGAGUCACCAAGGAGAGGGGGAAACUCUUUUAACAGGUAGAAACCUCAGGCAGACCCAGACUGAUGUUAGACAGUUAUCUGUCAGGGCUGAGCUGGGACGAGAGAGGAAAUAGAGGGAGAUGGACAGAGACAAACAACAAAAUCUCAGUGCUGUUAUCAUACUGUCACAGUAAUGCUGGCAAAAGGAUUUAUUGUUUACAGCAACAGAUUGAUUUUCAUCUGAGUAAUGUGGAUUAAAGUCAACAGGUCCAAGAGAAGCGCUUAAAACACUGGUUAUGAUGAUAGAGGUGACACUAUAAAUUAUGCCAAUUGAGGUAACGCUAAUAUGCAAAUUAAAAUUACAAUUAAAACAGUGAUAAUAAUGUUUGAAAUUAUAUCAAUAAAUUUAAUGUUAGUUUUUUUUCACAGGGAUAAUGACAGUAAGGCUGGAAAGAAGAAUUAAAGCAGUUUGAGUCUGUCAGGUCCUCAGCAGCAAGAUGCCUGCAGUCAAGUAUGAGUAUGAAGCAGUGUGAUUUCUAUGUUUCCUUACAGAGAGGAGGCCAUGAGGAAGGCAGGACCCUCUAAUACCAAAUCAAGCAGUGACAUGGAGAACCAUGUUUAUGUCAAAGCUAAAACCAGAGUGAGUACAGGACCACAGGAGGGUGUGUUUUAAAAGCAGAAACCUCUGCUCUAAUGAAAGACUGUUAUUAAAGGUUUGUACCCAAUAAAAACAUUGAUUAUGACUCUUUUCCAGGAGGAGUAUUUAUCUCUGGUGGCGAGGCUGAUCAUACACUUCAGAGACAUCCGUGAGUGUUAAAAUGAUAACCCAUCACACUCUCUGAGCUGAUACACUACAUGAAAGUCAACCAGCUGCUGGUUAACUCAUGUUUUUUUAGACGAUAAUGGGAAGUCAGGGUGCUGCAGGUGUCACGUGAAGUGAGUUAAAGAAAGUUAGCGUGUUUUGAAAAGCAAGAUUACACGUGUGCAGGCAUGCAGACAGUUGUAAUAGUUGAAGCCUGUCAAUAAAGUUUAAGUUCAAGCCAAUGAAUGUCCACCAUCUAUUACACUGGCAAAAUAUCAACUCAUUUAACGUAUGAAAACGCCACAGCUCUUACUUAUACUGCUGUACCUUUGUGUCUUUACAGAUAAAAAGACUCUGGGCGGUCCAGGUCAGUGGAUUUUGUUUCUGUCCUGUUCUCUCUCUGUUUGGUUUUUCUUUGCUGUGAUCUGUCUUCUGCUGACCUGUCUCUACCAGUCUCAUGGUGUUCAUGAUUUCUGCCGUGCAUGGAGCUGCAUAAUGUUGUCUAUGAUGUCUACCCUUCUGCUAGAUCCCAUGAAUGCCCUGACUAACCUGACAGGGGUUGGAGGGGGCGCGGGCGCCAUUGGCAUGGGGCCUCGCCCCACCGGUGCUCCAGUGGGUGGCAUGGGGGCCAUGGGGCAGAUGCAGUUAGGCCAGCAUGCCAUGGCAGGGGUGACUGGAAACCCACAAGCCAGUGAGUGUGUUUCCUCCAUGUGGUGUGUGUUUUCAGUUACAGGUCAUCCUCAGAGCGUCCUUGGAUGCUGGCUGCUUCUAAACUGCAUAUUUUGGUGUCAGAGCCAGUCUUACUUUCAGUCUCCGCUUUGGCACGUUGUGUGUUUGACACUCCAGAGCUUUCCUCUGACUUAGCCAAAUGCCGGGUUUCUCCUUCAUCUUCCUCUCGCUCACUCUUUAGUAGGGGGUCCAGGCCAGCUGCAGAUACAGCAGAUGGUGCAGGCGCAGCAACAGUCCAUGCAGUUCCAACAGUUCCAGCAGCAGCAGCAGCAGCAGCAGCAGCAGCAGAGCGUCAUGCAACAGCAGCAGAACGCCAUGCAGCGCCAGCAGUUUCAGGUGCAGCAGCAAUUGAGAGUGCAGCAGCUGCAGCAGCAGCAGCAACAACAACAGCAACAGCACCACCAAAACCAACAGCAACAGCAGGCCCAGAACCAGCAGCAGCAGAACCAGGUAUCUGAACUCUGUUAACUCAAAGUGCAGGAACAUGGAGUUAUCACACUGUGGGAAGAUCACCAUAUACCUCAGCUUAGCUCUGAUACUGAGGUGGUAACUGCUGAAACCCGGAGUGUUGGCUACAAACCUGUUUGUACUCUGUUGAUGGGACUGCUGUCUCUUCAGGUGAGUUUCAACUAAGUGUGAUCAAAAUCAGCUUUAUCGGUCUGUAUGUCACACAUACAAGAAAUAUGACUCCAGUAAGCUCUGACCUCUACGUACAAACUAAAUUCAUGUACAUUAAUGCAUCCUAUUCUAUUUUUUUGCACAUUUUUUCCGCACCAUGAAAUUUUGGGUGUUAUAAGCUGUCAGGGUUUUUAAAUUGGUACUCAAUUUACACAAAGACACCAGCCCAGCAGAAAAGUUGAUGUAGAGGGAGAGGGAGAUCAUAAAAGAUGGAACUUUCCCCAAACCCGCAUUAUAUUUGAUACUUCAAUCAGCUUCCGUGCAGCCAAAAGGAGUCAUAAUUGUUAAGAAGGUGUGUUUUGAAUUUGUCUGUUUUUGCACCUGUACAUUUGCGGAUACUUCUUGUGUUUGCAGAUGCACCAGACAACAAUUCAGCAGCAGCAGCAGCAGAUGGUGCAGCUGCAGCUUCAGCAGCAGCAAGCCCAAGCUCAAGCUCAAGCUCAAGCUCAAGCUCAAGCCCAGGCUCAAGCUCAAGCUCAGGCCCAGGCUCAGGCUCAGGCUCAAGCCCAGGCUCAGGCUCAGGCUCAGUCUAUCCAGCACAUGGUGCAGCAGCAGCAGCAGGUUCAGGCCCAGGCUCAGCCUCAGCCAGGUCAGAUGCCUCCACACACUCAGCAGCAGCAACAGCCUGGCAUGGUGCCUCAGUCUCUGGCUGGACCAAUGACAUCAGCUCAGCACGUCCCCAUCAACUCACUCAGUCAGCAACAGCAGCAGCAUCAGCUCAAGAUCCAGGCCUUUCAGGUGAGAACGCUGCCCCCUGCAGGUGUGUCUCUGCAGUAGUUAUCUACAUCUUUUGACAGAUUUUAAGACCCCCUCUUUUUCCAGCUUUCAAUGACAUAAAUGACGCUUAAUUAUCUUAUCUGUUUUGCAAUGUUCAACAUAUAGAAAGCAGCAGGUUCUCAGUCUGGAGGGUCAGACCUCUGCUGUUCAAACACAGAACAGGCCUCUUAUGGUCGUGCUUACCAACCCCCUCUGCUUGCAUGCUUUGCUCUGUGUGUGUGUGAACAGGCCCGUGCAGCCUUGCAGCAGCAGCAGCAGGUGCAGCAGGCACAGCAAGCAGCGCAGCAAGCCGCAGCACAGGCACAGCUCAAUGCAGCUGCUGCAGCCGGAGCUGCUGUCCCUGGACAGGUGAGAAUAAAACCGCCUCAGGCUCAGGUGCUCCAUGUGUAAAACUUUACAUAACCUCACGUGACGCCUAGCACAUCCAAGUCUGUUAGUGGGUUAGUGAAGAAAAAAAGAAAAAACAUCCACUGGGGACAAAAUACGACCUUAAGAUGUCUGAAAACUUAUCAGGUCUCAAAGACUUUGGCAGUUUUGAGGAUUACUUUUACUCAUUCUGAAGUUUUCUGUUUACAGACUUGUUGUGAAAUAAUAAAACAUUUAAAAUCAAAGAUUCACUGACACACCUUUGUGUAGUGGCACGUUUGCUCAGAAUAAGUGUUUUAAGGAGUUCAUUGCAUAAAACAUUUGCAUGUAUUUAAAGUUAACAAAGUGAAAGUCCAUAAACCACAGUUAAAUCUCAAUAAAGGAACACAUUACUCAAACAUGAGUUUCAGUGCAGCUGCACCUCUGGCUUUGUGUUGAUCAGAUAAAUAAAGGUUCAACGCUGCAGAGGUCCUCAGAAGUGAAGAGAAGUGUGUGCUGCAGUGUUCAUGUGUGUGUCCUUUCUGCUCACCUUUCCUGUCCUGUCAUGUCUCCUCUCCUGUAAUGUGCCUCCUCUGAAGCUGGUCCGUCCUGGGAUGAUUCCUACCCGGAUGCCCCGAGCCGCCCUGAACCCCUCCAUUCCCCCUCAGAACACUGCCGCUGCUGCAGCGGCUGCUGCUGCCGCCGCCGCUGCAGCUGUUGCAGUUGGAGGACAGCAGAUGACACAACAGGUAUGUAUCCCUAGUCUGACCUCUGACCCCUGCCUGUCCCAUUCACAGUGUGCUUCUGUUUGUCAGAGCGUCUUAUCUCUCUGUGCCUUAUGCUCCUGCUUUUCUGACGUCAGAUGGUUCAAAAGUGACAAAACUACUAUUAACAUAGAGAUCAGACAGUGAUCCUCUCCUGACUGUUUACCUGCUGCACACCAAAGAAAUCAUCUGAAAAUUUGAUCUGAAGUCAAAUACAUGAUCUCAGAUUACGGUCCAGUACACAUGUGUAUUUUUAUCAACAAAUAUCCAACCCCCCCCUCUAAAAAAUGAAGUCACAUAAUCACAUCAUUGUUUUCAAGUAAAAUCUCAUCCACACAAAUCCACAUAAAUGUGCUAUUGACCGCUGUUAAAAGCAUGCCAGACCUGGGGUUGGUAGUAUUUGCCGAAAAGUUAGACCCAUUCCAUCCAAUCAGAGCAAGCUUCCUCUUGUCUUCACUUCCCCAAACAUGAAACACAGUGUCGUGUAGUUUGUUCAUGUGGACCGACACAGAGGUGCAUAGCUUUUAAGUAUGGUUUUGGAGUAUAGAGUCAACAAGAUUUUUGCUACUCACAAAAAUAUAUAUCCUGUUUAUAUCUGUGCCGUCCACUGCCUGACUUAAACAAGGGUGGAUAGUAUAUGACGUUUAUCUAUUAGUUGUCGCAGACAAUAAUGUUUGGGAAUUUAAAACUCUGGUUAUCUAUGUCCACACGCAAAAGCAAAACCAGAGUUUUCCAAAAUCUUCAUAUUGGUCGGAGUUUUCCAAAAGUACAGUUUUUAAUGAUGUAAUCCUGCAGUUUCGUGUGGAUGGCAGGCCAAAAAGUAUGAAAAUAUAUUUGUUUUAGCAAAUACCUUGCUACAUGUGGACUGCUGAAGUGUUGCUUCAGCAGCUUCAGCUUCCCCUCCUGUGAUUGGCUAAUUUGUGUCCAAUCACUGUCCUUUGCAGGUGCAACAGCAUUCAAUGAUGUCAUCGCCCUCACCUGUGCAGGUGCAGACACCACAGUCAAUGCCUCCCCCUCCUCAGCCGUCACCUCAGCCCCCCACCUCACAGCCCAACUCAGCCAGGUGAGCGGCUGGUCACAUGACAUGUCUGCCUCAACGUUCUCGUUGGUUUAUGUUUUUUUUUUUUUAACCCCCUCCUUCUCUUCCUCUCUGCAGCUCCGGUCCCACCCCGUCACCGGGCGGGUUCCAGCCCAGCCCAUCCCCUCAGCCUUCACAGAGCCCAGCCAACAGCCGGACCCCCCAGAACUACGGAGUCCCCUCUCCUGGGCCACUGAAUACUCCAGGUACUGGUUUACAAAAAUACACCUUAUCAAGGUUACAAGAAACAGAGUGCAAACUGAAACUUCAAACCAGCUCCACACACACACACACACACACACACACACACGCUGUUCCAACCUGCCAGCUCCAACACUGUACAUCACGACCUCCUCCCCACCAUUAAAGGUUUUCUUCUUAGCAGUUGACUCGAUGUAAACAUACUUCUCUGAGAACCAACAUUCAAAUAAGCAGUGUCCCCUGGUCCUGAAGCAUGAGGCUGGUGCUGAAGUGCUGCAGUCCCUCCAUUGUCCACUAGAGGCUGUCUGUAAACACUUCAGAAUCCACACACACCCAUUCUAGAAAGGUGCAAAAAUAAACAUGUUUACAAACAAAUGAAGACGUAUUUGUGGAUGUUUGCAUUAACCGCCUCCUCCUUUCCUCUGCUGACCUGUUCUGCAGGUAACCCCAGCUCAGUCAUGAGUCCGGCCGGAGCCACAUCUCUGGAGGACCAGCAGUACAUGGAGAAACUCAAACAGUUGUCCAAAUACAUCGAACCUCUGCGGCGUAUGAUCAACAAGAUUGACAAGAAUGAAGGUCAGCCUCACAGCUCACAGUGGCUCUUUAUUUAUCGAUACAGGUUAUUUGUUAAACUGUUAAGUUUUUAUGCUGAUUUCUAGUUUGGUACCCAGUUGAUACUCUAGCCUCAUCAGGAGAAAAAACUGCUUUAUUCCCUCUGUUCUCUGAAUGUUUUAAGAUGUAAUAAAUGUAAGUGUCUCUUUGGAAGGUAAAAUCUGAGCCAUGAGAUUUACCCUGACAAUCAGAGUCCAAGGCUGUGCCUGAAAUAAAUCACUCAAUCCCUAACCCCGAUAUGGGGUUUCACUAUAUAGCUGACUAUGUAGUGAGCUCAAUCACCGGAGGUUUCGGGCACUACAUGGCAAGACACAAUGCAUGACGGGAUGCCCACCACCGGUGAAUUACCAUCGGAUGGUCACUACAUUUUGCAAUGCUUUUAUGGGAAAUUUUGAGUCGCCUAUAUAGGGCACUGGAAUUGAUCACUGAGGUUUCGGACACCCCUCAAAAUGGCGCUAACUCCCAUUUAGUCACCUAUAUAGGGGUUAGGGAUCCAUUUCGGACACAGCCCAAAUAAGAUAACAAUGCUAACAUCAUAUUAAUAAUAGUUAUUAUGAUAUAUUGUAUAUAUGUAUAACUGAAUUAGUUUCUUUUGUGUGUUUUUGUUGAACAGACAGGAAGAAGGACCUGAGUAAGAUGAAGAGUCUGUUAAAUAUCCUGACUGAUCCGAACACGAGGUAACAGCUGAUCACAGUGACACACUCAUUCUAAUCACAGCAGACAUAGGAGCAGCUCAAUGAAUGGAGAGAUCAUUGAGAAGUGUCACAUUUAUCAGCAGCUUCUUUAAAAAGUGAUUCACAGGAUGUGAGUGUUUGGGAUUAAUCUCGAAUUCAACUUUUUUUUUUUAACUGAGCUGGCUUUUAAAAGCACUUUAAGAAGGAUAAUGAGCUAUUAAAGAGGGGGUUGUGGAUGUCACCUCACAUGCUGUAAGAGGCAGGCUGUUUCUCGCCGAAAGCACAGAGGAUCUAGUAAGGAGAGACUAUUGCAAUGACAACAUUGGUUGUCAAUGUGUGAUCGUACCGUUUUGAUCACUUUACAUCAAUUUUCUCGGAUUAUUACAACAUACGUUAACCUUGUGAUUUGACAAUAUACAUACAUCGAGUAUGGACACCAAACUUUGCAUUUCAUGUUGCAAAUGUUGAAAAGCCUUUAAAUACCCCCCAUCCCCCUUUAACGAAAGGGAGAAAAAAAAAAAGAUAUUUUCAUGUAUAUCCAGCUAUUGCAUCAUCAGAACGCUGAUAUCACAUUGAGGAUUUUUCUUGUUUUUUUCUUUUUUGAAUUUGAAGAAUUAUAUAUUGAAUAUAUAAUUUCACAUUUUUUUCUUUUCUCUUGUCUUUCUGUUCUUCAUUUUGUCCUUUUAACUUUUCUUUUUUUAUUUUCUGUCCUUUAAUUUCCUUUUUUCUUUUAUUAUUUAUUCUCUUUUCAUUUUCCUGUUUUCUCUUUUCUUUGUCAUUUCUUUUUAUCUUGUUUCGUCUUUUUUCUUCCUUUUCUCUUUUGAAGCACUUUGUGACCUUGGUUUAAAAAAUUCUACAGAAAUCAAGUUUAUUUGUUAUUAUUUUAAAAAAUCACUUCUAUGUUUCUUUUACCGUGUGUUUUUUAAAUUAAAAUUGGAACAUAAUAUAUCUGUAAAUAUUUCAGUUAUACAUGCUGUGUCUAUAAGAAUUCUGAAAGUUGACUUCUUUAGAAUAAAUAACUUUUUAAGAAAAAUAAGAUUUUUUCCCCAGUAUUCUGAUUAGAUUCACCUGUUGGCAGACUUUACUUGUUUUUUUGUGUUUGACCUUUAGGUGUCCACUGAAGACGCUGCAGAAGUGUGAGAUUGCCUUAGAGAAGCUGAAGAACGACAUGGCCGUGGUGAGGACGUCUCCUUCUGUCCAAACUUGGACUCUGCUUCAAACCGACAUUUCUGAGACACAGACAUGAUGCUGUUAUGACAACAUAGCUGGCUCAUAAACUUAUGCAUGCCUGCCCACAGUCACCUUUGAUUACUUCAGUUCACUCUCAGCAUGUCAGACAGACAGAACUUUGAUAGAACCUGAUUAAAUUCAGAAACUGUAGAGAACUUAAGAAGGACAAACAGAGUAUUUGAUUGACAGGUUUGAUUGACAGGUUUUUUUUCUUCAUUUCAGCCCACACCCCCUCCCCCUCCAGUUCCCACUAAGCAGCAGUACCUGUGUCAGCCACUGCUGGAUGCCGUCUUGGCCAACAUCCGAUCGCCGGUCUUUAAUCACUCGCUGUACAGAAGUUUCGCCCCCGCCAUGACCACCAUCCACGGCCCCCCUAUCACGUACGGCACCCUCUGAAUCACUUUCAUCAUCAGUCAUCACCUUCAUCUGUCAGAUUUAAUCACAGUGGGUUUUAUGCUUUCCUUGUGGUCAGGGGUCCCAUGGUGUCUGGCAGGAAGAGGAAACACGAGGACGACGAGCGUCAGACGAUCCCCAACAUCCUGCAGGGGGAGGUUGCGCGCCUCGACGUCAAGUUCCUUGUUAACCUGGAUCCUUCUUUCUGCAGCAACAACGGCACCGUGCACCUGGUCUGCAAGCUUGGUGAGGCUCACACACACACACACACACACACACACACGCAUGCAGAUAUGUACAAAAACACAUCGUCUGCAUAACGCAUAAUCAUUUUUUAAUAGAUUCAGACUUUUUUAAGUGCGAAUGUUGUGUGUUUGAUAAUGUAUUAUUAUGUAUCUGUUGUUAUCUGUAGUUUGUUGGUCAUUUGUUUGUUAAUUGUUGUUUAUUUGUUGUUGGUUGUUUGUCCUCAGAUGAUAAAAACCUGCCAAGCGUUCCUCCUCUGCAGCUCAGUGUUCCUGCUGAGUAUCCUGAUCAGAGUCCUUACUGGGCCAAUGAUGGGGAACAGUACGGUGAGACACACAAACAUUAGACGCAGUCAGAGCUCACACUUGCAGACUACAGUUUUAAACAGCAGAGAAAGGAUCUACAGUUGCUGAGACCUGAGAGGAAAACUGAUGAAAUUAGUGAAGUCUGAAAUAAAGACUUUAAAUUUGGUGCUUUUAAUGAAAAGAUAUAAACUCAGUGUAGAAACUAUCAGACCCUGAACAACACCAACAAUCACAUCUGAGCAAAUAAAGGCGUGUCGAUGACAGAGGAGAGCUGAAUGUUGAGAACAAAGUCAUAAAAGCAGAUCUACUGGGUUUAUUUUGAGAAAAAGGCAGAAACUUUAAGGGGCACAGCUUCAAAUUUCAGUGAAUUUUAGGAGUCAGACUGCAGUUGAACAUUUAAAUUCAGUGUAGAUUACAAAAAAAACAUUAACGCAGAGAAUUAAGUUCAAUCGUUAAGAAUAAAGUUUGUAAUUAAAGCAAGAUUUGGGGAAUGAAGUAGAUGAGAGAAAUCAGCAGAUAGUCUGAGGCCUCUACAGAUAUCGUUAAAAAUGUUUUAACUCUUUUCAAUAGAAUAAUUCUGUCCACAGCAGAGGUGUUUUGGGAUAUUUACCUGUGGAUAUUUCUGUAACUGACCGACUAGUUUAUUACUAAAACCACCAGUCAGUCCUGUUAGUCAUUUUCCCUGGCCCUGAUGUGCAGCUGAAAAGAGUGUUUUACUUAAAAAGGCCUCUCUUGUUGUUUUUUUGCUUUUUCUGAUAAUGUGAUUUUGAACUGUCUUACGUCUUUGUGUCACAGAACAUUAUUGUCGUAGUUUUGAAAAGUGUAAAUAGUUGUAAAAGACAGACAGGUCCUAACCACUGAUGUCAUUAUGUUCUGGUCACAUGAUCCUCUCCCUCUGAUCCCUCAGGUGCGAACAACUUCCUGCAGACAGUACAUAAAAACAUGACGUCCAAACUGCUGCAGCUACCCGACAAACACUCAGUAACCGAGUUGCUCAACGUCUGGGCUCAGAGCGUCCGCCAGGCCUGUCUAUCCGCCGCCUGAAGUCCCGCCCACAUGGACCUUCCUGAGAUCACCUGUGUGACACAGACACUUUUUUUACCCAAACACUAUAGCGAGACUCUGACAGGUUUAUUAGACGUGUAAAAUAAGAAGCUGCUCCACCUGCUGGUGGCUUUCAUUCAAUAAAAGGAACUGCUUUGUCGCACCUUCAUCUAAAUUCCUGAACGCACCACGAACAGACUGUUAUGGAAUCCUGAUGGCUGGUGUUACUUCUGAUGCAUUUUGGGUAAAUUAAAUAAUGUUUUAAUAUCAGACUGAAGGAACUGCUCAGCUGCAGGUUUCAGGAGUUUACAUUUAUCUAUUGUUGAUUUCUGAAACAACAAACAAAAAGGGUUAAGACAUAGCCUGUGAACAGCUGAGCACUCAGUUUUCCUGACAUUACUGUGCUCCCUGAAGGAGGCACAGGCUGGACUGAUGAGUUUGGACCUCAGAGGGACUCUAAUGUAAAAAAAACCUGAAAAUGUUUGUUUGCUUUUAAAGUAAAAAAAAUGUAUUUUUUUGUCACAAUUAAACUUUUCAGUUUUGUCUUUUGAACCGGUUUCAGUAGCUGACAUUUUAAU
Messenger RNA from Xyrichtys novacula (pearly razorfish), 18552 nucleotides. The record is from the annotation of a GenBank genome assembly. NCBI's taxonomy places the organism in Eukaryota, Metazoa, Chordata, Actinopteri, Labriformes, Labridae.